This is a messenger RNA of Ipomoea nil (Japanese morning glory), 1317 nucleotides long. RefSeq lists its product as uncharacterized. The transcript has 10 exons. The record is from RefSeq and is a predicted model, not a curated record. Lineage: Eukaryota; Viridiplantae; Streptophyta; Magnoliopsida; Solanales; Convolvulaceae. The annotation marks the transcript as partial. Gene Ontology annotation, biological process: proteolysis. Gene Ontology annotation, molecular function: metalloendopeptidase activity; ATP-dependent peptidase activity; ATP binding.
AGGGAGUCCUCCCGCCACGACAUACCUUAUUUAUCAGCUUCAUCUGCUGACUGCUGUCUUCAAAAUCAAAACAAAUCUUACUUGGAGGAAGAAGAUACAGAAAAGGCAGGUAGGCAGAGAUGCCCACAAUCUCUCUUCUCAGUUCUCUCUCUUCUUCGGCCACCCAAUAUAACACCACUGCAAUUCAUUCCAAGAACUUCAACUCCAAAUCCCAGAAGAAAAUGGAGGCUCACAAUCACACUCUCAGCCGCCUCCUCCUCCUCAGCAGCCCCAGGUGUUGACUUGACCCCCCUUCAAUCUGCCCUUUCCAAGAAAGAUAGUCAAGCUGUCAAAGAGGCACUUGAUCAAUUGAGUGAAGUUGGUUGGGCUAAAGUUUGGAGCUCUCAGCCAUAUGUUUCACGCCGUACGACAUCUGUUCGAGAACUGACAACCCUUGGAAUUAGAAAUGCAGAGAAUCUUGGGAUCCCUAGCAUUAGAAAUGAUGCAGCAUUUCUCUUCACAGUGGUAGGAACGACAGGGUUUUUGGGUGUUCUUGCUGGUCAACUUCCUGGGGAUUGGGGAUUUUUUGUACCAUAUUUGAUAGGGAGCAUUUCCCUGAUAGUUUUGGCUGUGGGAAGCAUCUCCCCUGGGCUUCUCCAGGCUGCUAUUGAUGGAUUUUCUUCAUUUUUCCCCGACUACCAGGAGAGGAUUGCCAAUCAUGAAGCAGCUCACUUCUUAGUUGCCUACUUACUUGGCCUUCCCAUCCUUGACUACUCACUUGAUAUUGGGAAAGAGCAUGUCAAUCUCAUUGAUGAGAAGCUAGAAAAGCUGAUAUAUAGCGGCCAACUUGAUGCAAAGGAAAUAGACAGGUUAGCAGUGGUAGCAAUGGCGGGAUUGGCAGCAGAAGGUCUAAAGUACGAUAAAGUUGUAGGUCAAUCAGCAGAUCUCUUCACUCUUCAGAGAUUUAUAAACCGGAGCAAGCCAACACUUAGCAAAGAUCAGCAGCAAAACCUGACUAGAUGGGCAGUUCUGUUUGCUGGCUCGCUACUUAAGAACAACAAAGGGCUUUAUGAAGCCUUGAUUGGAGCCAUGUCCAAGAAGGCUUCAGUAAUAGAAUGCAUAGAAGCAAUUGAGAAGGCUGCAUGAAUUUUUCAUCUUCAAACAUGAGCAAUCCAUAAGAUCAGAAACUUGGGAAAAACAAGCAUAUGAAGUUAAUAGUUCUGUUUUUGUUGGCAGUGGUAGUAAUUAUUAGUACGUUCUACUUUCCAGUAGAACAUAAGUUGUAAGAUAUUGUGGUCACGAUUAUUUCAGUUCUCUAAUUUUCCAUUUUUCCAUAUA